Messenger RNA from Cololabis saira (Pacific saury), 1921 nucleotides. It is a transcript of the gene aatf, whose product is annotated as apoptosis antagonizing transcription factor. The record is from RefSeq and is a predicted model, not a curated record. Gene Ontology annotation, cellular component: nucleus; nucleolus. The transcript has a single exon. NCBI's taxonomy places the organism in Eukaryota, Metazoa, Chordata, Actinopteri, Beloniformes, Belonidae. The coding region runs from base 59 to 1615 and encodes 518 amino acids. Gene Ontology annotation, biological process: regulation of transcription by RNA polymerase II.
CCUCGCUAAGGAACGGUUCUACGUGCGCUACACGUGUGAUUAUUGUCAACUUUCAGCCAUGGCUAGCUCGUUUUCACAAGAGCUUGAGGAUUUAUUAAAUCCUUUGCCUAAAUUUGCUGAUCCAGAGGAUGAUGGCGACGAGGCGACCAAGGCCAGAGUGAUCGAGAGAUUCGACGAGGACGACGGAGUCGGUCUCAGUUCUCUGCGACGACGCGCUCCCCUCCCGUCCAGAGACGCGCGAUACCGGGGCCAGCCUGUGUCCCGCACACAGCUCACCAUGGAGACGGAAACAUACACAGAUGAGGACGAAGAAGGGGGAGAGGAUAGAUACAGUGAAGUAGAUGAAACAGAAGAUCCAGUGGAGAGUGAAGAGAUCGAUAUCGCCUUUCCUCAACAACUGGAUUUCCAGAAAGUUACAGAGGGCUUGGAUGAGCUGGGAGUGAGUGAAGGAGAGCAGGACACGGGUGAAGGAGAGCAGGACACGAGUGAAGGAGAGCAGGACACGGGUGAAGGAGAGCAGGACACGGGUGAGGAGUCUGAUGACAGUGAGGAGGAGGAUGGGCAGGACGGGCUGACCAUCUGCACACUUUCCCAAAAUAAAGUGGAUGAGGAGGUUGAAAAAGGAAAAGCUGUGAAAAACCAGCUGUCCUUGUGGGACCAGCUUCUUGAGGGCCGAAUUAAAAUCCAGAAAGCUCUGGUGCUGGCCAAUCAACUUCCACAGCCACAGACCUUCCCAGACUUCCAGAGGAGAGGUGGAGCGGAGCUCCCGGGGGCUCUGAAGACCACGCACAAGGCUGUGAAAGCUCUGCAGAGGUCCCUGCUGGAGCUGCACGGCCAGCUGCUGCUGCAGAACCCCGACACCAGGGGGGUUCCUGAGGGGAAGCUGCAGGCUCACAAAGGAGAUGAGAUGGUAACUAGUGAUGAUGAUGAUGAUGAAGAGGACAUGAGGGCAGCUCAGGAUUCUGGAGCUACCAAACGAAAAGUGGAUAUGGCAGAGUACCCUGUUGUCAUGGCGAAGCGUUUUGCUGCUUUUGAUCCUUAUUGCAGCACUGUGUUACAAAAGUGGGAUGAUAAAACUAAGCUGACUAUUGGCAAGAGCAGCAAAGGUUUUGGGGCAUUUGAGAGAAACAUUCUGAGCCAGGUGGAGCAGGUGCUGGUGGACCGGGAGAGGCUGGUGCGGCGCACCCAGACCCGGCGCUCCGAGUACUCAGUCCUGGGCAAAAAGGAGCUGUCGUCCGUUCUUGCAGUGGGAGAGGUUGAAGGACAACAGCUGAAGGCAAACAUGCAUUUAAAAGAUGUGGAUAAGGAUAUCUUUGAUGAUGAUGACUUUUACCACCAGCUCCUCAGAGAGCUGAUUGAGCGCAAGACAAGUGCAACAAACUCCAACAAUCAGGUGGCCAUGGGCAGGCAGUGGUUGGCCAUUCAGAAACUGCGCAGCAAGAUCAAGAAAAAAGUAGAUACCAAAGCCAGCAAGGGGCGGAAAGUCCGAUUCCACAUCCACAGCAAGUUGGUGAAUUACAUGGCACCUAUGGACUACAGCUCUGUGAGCGACGAGGCGCGGGACGAACUUUACCGGAGCCUCUUCGGCUCCCAGAGCAGCUCACACGCCAAGUGAUGGCAACACAGCAACUAGGGUUUAAACUAAACUGCUCAGCUUAUAGAGGCAUGAAGAAACGAGGUGGAAAUAGGCAGGAGCAGCCUCUGCUAACCAUGAAUGAUAUCUAAAGACUGAGUGACACUUUUGACGUGACUUUGAUAGAAAUAAGUAAACUGUGACUGACUAUGGAAAGAAAAGCGAUGACUGUGUUCCUUUUCAUAUGAUCCAGUUAGGGUUAAAGUCAUUCAUAAACUGGAUGGCUUUUCUUUCUUUCAAAGAACAAUAUGCGAGGUGAACACUGUAAUGUUUUAAACAGAGAGAAAU